Molecule: messenger RNA, 2073 nt
Organism: Durusdinium trenchii
Lineage: Eukaryota; Dinophyceae; Suessiales; Symbiodiniaceae
Source: the annotation of a GenBank genome assembly
AUGGCCACACGGCAGGCGGAUCGAGCUCGAGACCGGCGGAGGGCUGACACCGCUGGGUCGAACUCCGCGGAUCGUGCUGAACUCUUUCUGCCCAGCCUUGACCUCUUCGUUUUGGAGGUGCACCGUGCUCCACCGAGGCGGGUGAAGGAUGCCACCGGUGAUGGAGGAGCCGUGCCGUCGGCGGACUUGCGAUCGAUGGAUGCCAGUGCGGCGACCGAAAAAAGGAAUCAGAAUGCCUUCCUGCUGAUCCACGGAUGGACGGUGGGACCCCUGCUACUGGAGUUCACGGGUCGAUUGCUGGAGACGUGUCGAACGGCCAAGACGGUGUCGCAAGUCGCCAGCGAGACGGAGGCCCAUGAGGGCCCCUUGGCCAUCACUCUGCGCGAUGCCACUUAUGUGGUGGCGGAAGCUGCUGAGUUGGAGGAGUUGGAAGAGGUGUUCGCGUCGAAGGGGGAGCAGCUUUGGUCCAUCUACCGCGACUCCCAAGCUCCGUUCAAGAUCCCUUCGGAGCAAUGCACACGCUGCCUGGAGCUCUGGGAAGCGAUGUGUAGUGAGACGACGAUGAGCAAAUCGUUGGGGCUUCUGUUGAAGGGCAUUGCGCUCUCACCUUUGUUGACCUCGAUCACCUACCAUGCACGUUGGAACGAGCAGGGCUUAGAUCUCGGUCGCCAGGAGUUCCCGUUGGAUUUCCGGGCAUUCAGUGGCGAGGCCUUCCUGCUGAAGACGCUUGGGAGGAUAUUCCAAGAGCUUGGCAUUGGCCAAGUUCAGUCCACAGGAGAAGUGACCGUGUCGCCCAGAGGAUAUUUGGGGCUACAAAGGGUCUACUCUUACUACGUGCCAUCCUCCUACGCACCCUUGCUUUCUCGUUUCCCUCAUGUGCUCUUCGAGAACCCUGCGUGGGGCUUCAACGCUGAGGCCGAGGAAGAAGACUCCGAGAUCCACGUCGAUCGAACGUUGAAUGUCGUCGGCAGCGGGGCCCAGCACACGACCUUGUUCAAAGAUUUGCUAGGUCAUGUGAAUCAAGUCUUUGACAACGAAAAAUUCACUGAACAGCCAGACUUUGUGAUAGACACUGGAUGUGGGGAUGGCCAUUUGCUUCAGUGCAUUUAUGAGCAUGUGCGUGACCACACUCCGCGUGGGAAGGUUUUGGAAGAGCAUCCCCUGGUGAUGGUGGGCGUUGACUUCAAUGAGAAGUCGAGAAUUGCAACGGCCUGCAACCUGGAGAAACAUCAAGUGCCCCAUCGUGUGAUUGCAGGCGACAUUGGGAAGCCUUCAGCUUUGAUAGCACAGCUGAAAAGAAAGAAGGUCAAUCCGAAGAAGUGUUUGCACGUACGCUCCUUCUUGGAUCAUGAUCGUCCCUACAUUCCAGCCAGAGAUCCCAUUUUGCCCGAAAGCGCCUUGGCAGCCUUCGUUCGAGCUCAGUUGGCGGACUUUGUGCAUUUGGAUAAGGAAGGCGCUCCCAUUGCUCCUUUGGAGCUUUUUGCAUCGCUUGUUGAGCACAUGAUGCGCUGGGGUGAUGCCAUGGAAGGUUCCUUCGGACUUUGCAUGCUGGAGGUGAUGCAGUUGGACGUCCCAACCACUCGGCGUUACCUGAAAGAGUGUGUCUCGUUCCAUUUCGAUAUCGUCCAGUGCCUCUCUAGGCAGUACAUGGUUUCUGCUGUGGCUUUUGCUUUGAGCUGUGCAAUGGCUGGACUUUUUCCUACGGAUUGUCGAGCCGUCCAGACAUAUCCCGAAGCGGGAGGUUACUGCCGAAUGAUGAACCAGCACUUGGUGCGAAAGCCUUACAGGAUCCGGCUGGCGGAGGUGUCUGAUCUGCCUGCGCUUGAGAAGCUGGAGCAAAAAGCCUGGGCACCUUCGCUACAAGCGAGUGCAGAGGUCUUGCGGCAACGCCUUGAGAGAAGCUUUGCGAAUUUCCUUUGCGAGUUGGACGGCGAAGUGGUGGCGGUGUUGUACACCCAACGGAUUGCCAGCGUCGACGCGGUGGAUUCCCAGAAGUUCAUGGAGAUCUCCGCCUCUCACGACCCCCAUGGAGCCGUGUUGCAACUCAUCGCCAUCAGCGCGGACCCCGACAUC